UCAGGCUGUGUGGUGACAGGUACAGCAGGGUGUAUGUGGUGGGCUGCUGCCCAUACACAGCGGAGUGCCUUCCACAGACCUAGCCCAGCAUCAGCUGUGGAUUGUAAGCUGCCUGCCCCAUCACUUGGACCAUGAUUAUACAAUAAAUAUGAAAAAAAAACAUUUUUCAUCAGACAUUUAAUAAUCCUGCCUUCUGCUCAACAAGGAUCUUUCAGUUGCUCAUACGCUCACAUAUAACCCCAAGUUAGAUCUGAAGGGACAUUAAUGGAUAACUGGAACUCUAUCAUAGUCUUCAAAGUCUUCUGCUAGGAGAGCUUCCUUUUGGCAAGAUGGAGAAAACGUAUUCCCUGACUGCUCACUACGAUGAGUUCCAGGAAGUCAAGUAUGUCAGUAAAUACAACAGCAGUAGCACCCUCUCCAAUGGGUUCAACAUCCAGGUUAAUCCCAAAAAGCAAGCAAAGACCAUUCCUCGCUGGAGCAGAAGGGAGACCUGCCUACUAUCUGGACUAGUCUUUGCCGCAGGACUAUGCAUCAUAUUGGGGUGCAUGUUGGUGCUAAAAUAUUUGUCACUGGAACAAGAUGGGCAAUGUCUGGACGGGUGUCAAGAAAGAAAAGCUUUCAUGAGGGCUUCCAAAUUUAUUAGCAACAAUAUAGACCCCACAAUAUCUCCCUGCAAUGACUUCUACUCCUUUGCCUGUGGGGGAUGGAUGAAAAAACAUAGGAUCCCAACAGACAAGCUCAUCUAUGGCACGAUUGCUGCUAUAGGUGAACAUAAUGAGGAGAAGCUGCAGCACUUGCUCCUACAACCUGUGCGAAGAAAGCACAGACAUUCUGCGGAAAGGAAAGCAAAGGAGUUCUUCAGAUCUUGCCUCAACAUGAGAGACAUUGACCGCCUGGGUGCCAAGCCCAUGCUGCAGGUUAUCGAGGACUGUGGAGGUUGGGACUUGCCAGAGAACCCAAGAACUAGGUGGGACUUUAAUGAACUUCUAUAUAAAACCCAAGGAAUCUACAGCACAGCAGCAUUCUUCUCGAUGACCGUCAACUUAGAUGACAAGAAUGCCUCCAGAUAUGUCAUCAGGAUUGAUCAGGAUGGUCUGACUCUGUCCGAGAGAACUCUGUAUCUAGGACAGGAUGAGGACAGUGAGAAGAUCUUGGCUGCCUAUAAAGUUUUCAUGCAGAAGAUUCUCUCCCUUCUGGGUGCAGAAAAUGUGCAAAAGAAGGUGCAAGAAAUUCUGCACUUGGAACAACGGCUGGCCAACAUCACUAUUUCAGAAUAUGAUGAUUACAGACGUGACAUCAACGCCAUGUACACUAAAGUCACCUUAUCGCAGUUGCAGAAGAUAACCCCACAUUUGAGAUGGAAACGUCUUCUUGACAGGAUAUUCCACGAGAAUUUCUCAGAGGAUGAAGAGAUAGUAGUGUUGGCCACGGAUUAUAUGCAGAAGGUGUCUGAGCUGAUCCGCUCCACCCCAGCAAGUGUUCUCCACAACUACAUGCUUUGGAGAAUAGUGGUGAUGCUGAGUGAACAUCUUUCCAGUCCCUUCCGAGAUGCUAUCCAUGAGUUAACUAGAGAAAUGGAAGGUUCUGAGAAGGAGCUGGAAUUGGGAAAGGUGUGUCUGACUCAGGCCAAUAAACACUUUGGGAUGGCCCUGGGAGCUCUCUUUGUGGAGGAGUAUUUUUCUUCAUCCAGCAAGGAAAAGGUGCAGCAGCUAGUUGAAGACAUAACACACAUACUGGAGCAGAGACUGGAAGAACUGGACUGGAUGGACUUAGAAACAAAAAAAGCCGCAAGAACAAAGCUGAAACAUAUGAUGGUAAUGAUUGGUUACCCUGACUUUCUCCUGAAGCCUGAUGCCCUGGACAAAGAAUAUGAGUUUGAUGUCCACGAGAAGACCUAUUUUCAAAACAUUUUAAACAGCAUUAGGUACAGCAUCCAACUAUCUGUGAAAAAGAUCCGUCAAGAAGUGGAAAAAUCAGCGUGGCUGCUUCCUCCACAGGCUCUAAAUGCAUAUUAUCUUCCUAACAAAAACCAGAUGGUGUUCCCUGCAGGCAUACUACAGCCAACACUCUAUGAUCCAGACUUCCCACAAUCAUUAAAUUUUGGAGGAAUUGGCACCAUCAUUGGACAUGAGCUAACACAUGGGUAUGAUGAUUUGGGAGGACAAUAUGAUUCUUUUGGAAAUCUCGCUUACUGGUGGACAGACAACUCCUUCAGCAAAUUUAUGAAGAAAGCAGAAUGUGUUAUUGAUCUGUAUGAUAACUUCACAGUGUAUAACCAGCAGGUGAAUGGUAAGCUAACUCUGGGGGAGAAUAUAGCAGACAUGGGUGGCCUUAAACUGGCAUAUUAUGCUUACCAAAAGUGGGUGAGAGAAAAUGGCCCAGAACGUCCUCUACCAAGGUUGAAAUACACUCAUGAUCAGCUAUUCUUCAUUGCAUUUGCACAGAACUGGUGUAUAAAGAGAAGAUCUCAGUCUAUAUACCUACAGGUCCUUGCUGACAAACAUGCUCCAGAACCAUACAGGGUCAUAGGCAGUGUCUCUCAGUUUGAAGAGUUUGGAAGAGUGUUCCACUGUCCCCGAAACUCCCCGAUGAACCCAUCUCACAAGUGCUUUGUGUGGUGACCCUCCGAUAAAUAGCAAGUUGCAUCCAGGUUCUCCCAAUCUACACCCAAACAUCAUGGGCAGCAGGAGAGGAAAGACUGAGUAUAGACUGCACAACAACAGGCUGUACUAAUAGGCCAUGAAAACUCAUACAUGCCAUUACUGUUCCCUUUUAGUCUGAAAAACCUCACUUACUGGACCAUAUCCUAAGCAGACAAUGGGUUUCUGAGGCUUUUCCACAUAUAUAGGAAUGCACUAUACCCCUUAAUCAGAAUAUAGAACAGGCAGAAGGCCUUAACUUGAGAAUCGUCUUUUAGACUAUUCACAACCAAAUUUGAACUGAUUAUGUGUUAAUUUGCACAUUGACUCAUCCUUUUGGUUAUCAUCACCAACUGACAUCAAUGUAAUGCUGGUAUAUAAAGUGAUGUGCAGGAUACGGUGACAUAUUUAAAAGACCCGUAUGAUGUGAUUAAUGGUGUAUGGGAGUUAAAGAUUAUUAACUGGGUUUAGCAUCAUUGCUAUCAAUAAAAUUACAGCACGUAUCAAUGCAACAUGACUUGUAAUGCUUUGCAGAGCUAAAUGA
Molecule: messenger RNA, 3183 nt
Organism: Pelobates fuscus (common spadefoot toad)
Lineage: Eukaryota; Metazoa; Chordata; Amphibia; Anura; Pelobatidae
Gene: ECEL1
Product: endothelin converting enzyme like 1
Exons: 18
Coding region: 330-2621 (763 amino acids)
Biological process (GO): protein processing
Cellular component (GO): plasma membrane
Molecular function (GO): metalloendopeptidase activity
Source: RefSeq, a predicted model, not a curated record